CAUACCCCGUAUCCGUAGUCAUAGUUGCAGUCCGAACACUCCCGUGUCCCGCCGUUACAUUUUCCCGCCGAUAAAAACCGAAUCAGCAUCAUCUCUCGGCCCUGAACUCAUCAAAUUAGAUGAAAUAGCAGCAUCCCUCCAUGAUCGAAGCCUCUUGAUUCUCUUUCUUUCUCCAGAAUCUUCAGUUAUUCAAUGGCGAAAGGGCGAUUGCACGUACAAUUCACUUUCUAGGAGAGGCUCGAAGCUUCAUUCAUCGAUGUUCUUCAGCGGCAUAAUUCGGCGGAAGAUAGCGUCCCUGCUGCAGCCAUGGCUGCGAGAGGAACCGCAGCUGGAAUUGAAAUUAGGGUUUCUUCGUUCUCACGGAAUUGCAAAGAACCUUCGUUUCGAUGCUUCGUCUCUCAACCAGCUUUUGGACGAGUCUUCUCGCUUCUCCUUCAAGGACUUCACAGUUGAACAGUUAGUUAUUCAGAUAUCGAGCUGGUCUAUUCCCGCUUUCACAGUUGAGAUUCGUGGUAUCCAUGUUACACUAUCUGUGGGGGAACCAUUGGAGGAGGGGCAUUCGCGAGCGAGGAAAUCGGCUGAUUCGUUUUCAAAGAAUAUGAAGAAGAUUCUUUCUGUAAUUGAUCCUGAGGGUACCGCUUUGCAUGGUGUUUUGGAAAGGAUCACACUUACCACUCCUUCAAGAAAUCGAUGCAUGACUUCUGUUUUGAAUAUUAUACUGGAACAGUGUAGGUUACAGAUGCAUGAUAUCCAUCUUCAACUGCAAUUUCCUAGCUUAAAUGAUUCGCUUGCAUGCUCACUGGAGAUAGAGGAACUUUGUGCAGAAUCACCGUAUCUUAAGCAUGGUUUAUUCCUCAGCGAGCUCAUUAGUGCAGUCGUUGUACCUGUGAAAGAAAGUUCUCUUACCCUUGAUUGUAGAGGUUUCAAUAUUAAGAUGAAGAAGAGAGAGCAUGUCAACUGUGUGUUAUCUUCAACAGAUCUGUUUGCUUGCAUUCUUCUGAAAGAUCUUCAGCUUUUAGACUUCAAACUUUGUGUUCCUGAAUUAAGUUUUUUAUUGUCUCCACUGGAUUUUCAUAUUAUUUUAGCAUUUGGUGAACGACCACCCAAUGAAUCCAAGUAUGUUAGAAGUGGUAGACAACUUUGGGGACUAGCUGCGAGCAGAAUUGGAUAUCUCAUUUCGGCUCCCGACUUUUCCUUUUAUAAAAUAGUUGGUGUUGUUUGUCUAUGGCUGCAAUAUGUCAAAGCUUAUGAGCAUUUACUUUUACUAGUUGGAUAUGCUGCUGAAAACGUAUUAAAACAAUCUGUCAUCAAAAUGUUCGAGGACAAUAAGUUCUCCCGUUCUGUCAAACAACAAUGGAAGGUGAUUUCUGGAGUUGAGAAGGAGCUGCCAGCAGAAGCUAUUGCACAGGCACGACAAAUAGCUCGUUACAGAGCAGCAUUGAAUGCUCAACAUGCUGAAGAUAGGUAUUCUGAGUCACAAGUUAAUGGUCACUUCAAGUUCUUCCUCAGGAUUUUACUGGUGCUAGCUUUUAUUUGGAAAACUAUGUGCAGUGUAUUCCAGCCACUCAGAAAAUUGUUCUUUUUGAGAAAACUUCUGGCUGAAUAUCCAGAAAUUGUAAAUGUUUCUGAUGAUUCUUGCCCAAAGCAUUGUUAUAUUUUAAGCUUGGGAAAACUUUCAAUCACAGUAUACCCAAUAAAUGCAGUUCAGCAUCACACUAGUAAAAUUUCGGAAUCACAUGGUAGGAUCUCGAACUUGGAUUUACUUUCAAUUUGUAUUUCAGUUGAUGCAUUGUCAUUGAUAUAUAUGGAAGACAUUGGCAGACAAUCUUUCUCUGUUGCUUGCGGACAGUUGAAGGUUAUCUCCUCGUCUGUUGCGGGGUCUCCUAUAAUGAAACACAGUUCAAAGAAUUUUAUUAGUUCUUUGAAAGGGCAUUGGACUGGAAGAGCUAAUGUUCCAAACACCAUUAUGUGGGGUGAGCCAGCAAAAAUGUUUCUCCCUUCAGAAAAUAAUGGAAUUGGUACAACUAAUCACGCUGAAGGUGUUUGUGUCUCGUUUCUGGAAAAUCUUUUGGGAGAAAUGUGGUUAGGUUGGAAAAGAUCUUGUAUAAAAUUUGAAGAAAGUGAGCUCCCAUAUUUUGAAAGCCCAUGCAUUCUCUGUGAGAUACAAAGCUCUUUUAUGAUUCCAGACCUCAUGAGCCAAGCUAUUGGCUUUUGGAGAUGCAGCUUGACAGUGGGGAAGUUGAACUUUAAUUUGGAUUAUUUGUCAAUGUUAUCAAUUAUUGUUCUUAUUGGGCAGGUGGAACAUGCUCUUUGCCAGGUUAAGAACAGUCAGAGUGCUGUGGCAUUCUCACAUUCUCCAAGAACCAUCAAAGAUCUUCCAGGAAUCACUAGAGAUUGCAGACUUGAGUCCUGUACUCAUGGAAUGGAGAUGACGUUGCUUAGAGUGGUCCCAGAGAAGCAUAUUCAACUUGCAGUACAUAUAGCUGGCCCUCACAUUCGAAUAUCACUGAGAAAGGAGCAGUUUCAAGGGGGUCAGGGAGAUGAGGAUCAUAUAGUUACUCAGGAUGAUUUUCAUAUUCAAUUUGACAUCCAUGACAUUGAAGUUGCAGUUUGGCCAACAUCAAAAUCUGAUUUGGCAUCAAUGAAUGGGUGCCUAGGAUUAGAUGGUGCAGAACCAGAGUAUCUUGGAUUGAAGGAGCAUCAGAUUAUUGAUAUUCCUAAACCAGACAAUGGAAAUUAUAUUUCGAAGGGGCAGAUUCCUCUUGGUUUUUACCUUAGAGUUAAUGGUUUAAAUGCUUAUUAUCAGGUUUCAGAAGAAAACCAACCAAGCGAAAUUUUUGUGUUAAAACCCAUUUUUGUUCAGUUAUCCACUUUUAGAGACUAUCUUCAUUCAUUUGGUGAAGCUGUUGUUGCUAUCUCAGCUGGUGUGUGUGGGAUAGCUGCUGGAUUCACUGCUUCUUUAUACAUGGAUGAGUUGUUCAUUUUCUUUCAGGCGGUUGUAAGCCUAUACGCUGCAGCGUCAUAUGCUUUUAGUAGUCUUGAUUUGGUUGGUCGCGCAUUAUGUGAAGAUUCUAUAAAGCAAGAGAUGGCAUCUGUGGUAACUGAGAAUGUAAAGACUACGGCUAAAGGAGCAUGCUUGAUUUUGAAGAGUUUUCUCUUUGUAUUUACUGGGACUUUUCAUUUCAAGUCAGUGGAUAUAAUUCUUCACAAAUUUAGGGAAAGUAAGAACAUGGACAGAUGUAUAAAAACUGUUGAUGCUUUAUGUAGAAAAGGACUUGCUGAGCUCGAUGUGCCUGAUUGUGGAAUUUGGAUUUCUGUUCAUAAAGCUUGUGUUCGGAUUUCUUGUGAGGAAGAGAAAUUGUGUGUUCUCACUGAUUUUUCAGAACUUCAGUCUUCUAUUUUCAGAUAUCAGAGUCUGAAAGGAGAAAAUAGUUACUCGUCUGAACUUAGAAAUCUGUUGCCCGAGUCUAUGGAUUGUUUAUGUGAAGCUUCCCUUUCAAAUUGCAAAUUUACUUUGUGGAUGGGUUCCCAUCAGAAUGUCAAGGUCUCCUCUCCAGGGCAUGCAAGCAGCAUACUUGAUGAUUCUACUUCUAGUCGUAAAUCUUCAUGUACAUUAGACAAUUCCCCCUCAAAAAUUUUAACUAAAAGCCCUAGUGUUGAAUCUUUCAGCUUCGAGCAGAAGUUGGGGUUUUCAUACAUCCUUGGAUUGGAUGCGAGUCCUUGGUUAGUCAUAAACAUUGUACUUGGUGAGAUUUUUAUGGCAAGCUGUUCUAUGAAAAAUGUAUUGCAUGGAGCACAUCAACCGAAUGAACUUCUUUCAUCGCUUUCUGUUGGCAAAGACUUUCAGACAAUUUCCUGGGGAAUUCAGGGUGGUUUUGUUUUCCUUGAAAUACCAGCUUUGGCAGUAUUUGUUCGUUGUUUUGCCUCAUACCUUCGUUGCAUUUCAAAUUUUUUAUCCAAUAUUCCACCGUUAAAAAAGGAGGUUGAUGAUGCCAAACUUUUUGUGAAUGUGGUUGGACUAAAUGAUCAUUCUAUUGACACACGGGAGAUGCUCAAUACCCCUCAACAGACCAAAUGGGAACUGUUGGAAUCAUCUAUUCUCAAUCUCUCUCAAUUUUCUUUAGUGCUUGUAACUAAAGAUGAAUCUGGUGGAGUUCGAGAAUUUGUGCUCGAGGCUGAUUUCCGGUUGAACCUGAAAUUGGUAAACAAGAGAAGAUUUUUGUUUGACCUUUCCCGCUUAUCAAUCCUUUCUCAAAUGCUCGAUGAAAGUGGUGGAAAUGAAAGUCAAAGUCCUCAUUUUUCUUCAGUCAAAACAAUUGAUUUGUCAUCUCAUGUUGUAUCUGGAGAUCCUAUCACAGCAUGUCAUCAGGUGGACAGUUUUCAUUCAGUUGCUGAUCAUGCUAGCUGCUCAAGUGAUCCAGCUUCUCGAAGAGAAUCUUCUAUGAAUUUUGCAUCUGGGGCCUAUCGUUUAAGUCAUCAGAACUACAUUUUAAAACAAUUAAAAGCCUUCAUUUCUAUUGAGAACUCUGUGCCUGGGGAGGAGUAUGGUCCUGUGUGCUCAAAUCAGGUUUGGGUUGGUAGUGGCUCUGUUUCAGGUUUUGAUGUGAUACUAUCUCUGUCUGAAGUACAGAUGAUUUUGUCAAUCUCUGUGUCUGUCUCUGGGAUAUUUGGCAAAGACACAGCCAGUGGUGUGAAAGAGAAGCCCUGGUCCAGUAAACAAGAAUUAGACAAGACUCUAGAAGAAACAGUUCCCGAUGGGUCAAUUGUUGCGAUUCAGGAUGUCCAUCAACACAUGUAUUUUACAGUUGAGAGAGUGGACAACAACUACAAUUUAGUCGGUACAAUUCAUUAUUCUCUUGUGGGAGAAAGGGCUCUUUUCAGGGUGAAGUAUCACAAUCAAAGGAUAUGGAACUUUCCAAUUAUGUGGUUCUCUUUGACAUCAUUGUAUGCUAAGAAUGAUUCCGGGGAGCCAUUGCGAUUGAACUAUCAUUCAGGAUCAGGGUUUGUUGACAUCUCAAGCACAAAUGAUGGUGGGUGGGCACUUUGGAGGGCACUCCCUUGUAAGCCUAAAAGUUAUGAGGGAGUUGUUGACUGGGAACCUUUCAAUAGGUUGUCUAAAAAUACAUUUUACCUUGUGAACAAGAAGAAUGACUCUGCUGUUGCUUUUGCUGAUGGGGUUCCAGAGUUUGUCAAGAAACCUGGAAAUCCAUUCAAGUUGAAAGUGUUCCAUGACCUUUCUCUAGAUCGUAAUGUUGUAAAUAACAAUAAUAACUCCUUGGAGGCACCUGCAACAAACUUACAACAUAACCUGCACAUGGAUAAAGAGAGAAUUUCUGCAGAAAAUAGAACACUUCCUCAGAUUGAUAUUGCAAUUGACAAGGUUACUCUGACUGUUGUUCAUGAACUUCCUAAUACAGAAGACAAGUUUCCACUGAUGCAGGGAUGCAUAUGUAGUGUUCAACUUAUUGUACAAACUUUGUCUAAUAAGGCCAGGGUUAUGAGCACAUUGAGGGCUAUGCUGUGCUAUUUUGAUGCUCAAAAUAACCUAUGGAGGGAGCUUGUUGACCUAGCUGAAGUGUGCAUUUUUUUCCGCAUCCAUUUUCAAAUCCAGGGCUCAGAAUCUGUUUUUCAUGGAGUGCCUGUUCAUUUGUAUUUUAAAAUUAAAGAGUUCAACAUAUCUCUAACUGAGCUUUCAAUGGAUAUACUUCUCUUUGUGAUUGGAAAGUUGAAUUUGGCUGGUCCCUAUUCAGUGAAAACUUCCACAAUUCUGGCCAACUGCUGCAAGGUGGAAAACCAAUCAGGCUUAAGCCUUCUUUGUCGCUUUAAGGAUGAGCAAGAUGUGACAAUAGCUAGAAACCAGUCAGCCUCCAUUUUCUUAAGGCAUUCGGCUGUAGCAGAUCAACCCCUCAAAAAUGCCGCCUUUGUUUCAAUCCAACUUGCUACUCCAGGAGCUUUUGCAACUUCUCCAAUUCAUCUGUCUGUUUUGGAAGCUCAAGCCCUUGCUUGGAGAACACGUAUUGUGUCGCUUAAAGAUUCGAGAUCUUAUCCUGGACCAUUUGUUGUGGUUGAUGUUCCAAGGAAAAUGGAGGAUGGUUUAUCAGUUGUGGUUUCUCCUUUAAUAAGAGUACACAAUGGGACUAAAUUCUCUAUGGAGCUUCGUUUUCAACGGCCUCAACAAAAGGAAGAAGAGUCUGCUUCUGUGUUGCUUAAAGCAGGGGAUACAAUUGAUGAUUCCAUGGCAGCAUUUGAUGCUAUCAAUUUAUCCGGUGGAUUAAGAAAAGCACUGAUGUCGUUAAGCGUUGGUAAUUUCGUAUUUUCUUUCAGGCCUUAUAUUGCAGAGGUCUUUAUAAAUUCUGAAGAAUCAAAUUCAGUGGAAUGGUCAGAUGACCUUAAAGGCGGAAAGGCUGUUAGUCUAUCUGGUAUAUUUGACAAAUUAAGUUACAAAGUCAGAAAAGCCUUCUCUGUUGGAUCCGUGAAAUGCUGCUUCAGCACUGCACAUUGUUCCCUUAAGUUUGAAAAGGCACACGUUGCUGAUGUGCAUUUCUUGAUUCAAAGCAUUGGAAGAGAGGUGCCUGUUAUGCAGCCUGGUAAGUUUGGAGAUCUUCCUGAAAGCAGGAAUUCACCAAUUGCACUACAAGAGCAAAGGGAAAUCUUUCUUCUUCCUACAGUUCGGGUUUCCAAUUUUUUGCAGUCAGAGAUACAUGUGCUUCUAAAUGAAACAGAUGAAUGUAACACUACUGGGUAUCACAAAAUUGGAAAUGAGGCAACUAUUCCUCGUGGAUCAACAGCUGACUUAUAUGCCAAUCCUGCCUUGAUAUACUUCACUGUUGCUCUAACUGCAUUUAGUUCACGCUGCAAACCAGUGAACAGUGGUGAAUGGGUUAAGAAAUUACAGAAGCAGAAAACUAACAAACAUUAUUUGGACAUUGAUUUGAAUUUUGGCGGUGGGAAAUAUUUUGCUUCCUUGAGAUUGUCUCGUGGGCACGGGGGCAUAUUAGAGGCUGCUAUCUUUACAUCAUACACCCUGAAGAACGAUACUGAUUUUCCUCUUCUUUUCACAUCCAAUCAUAGGCAUAUAUCAAGGGAUGAAGUAGAGAAGUUUGAUUCUAGCAUUCCUACUGAGUUAGGAUUGUAUCUGCCUCCAUUCUCUAGCAGUUCAUGGUUCCUCAAAUCGAACAGGUUGCACCUCAAAUUGCUUGGAGGAAAGGAAUAUGAUACACUGUUGGACUUGGAUGCUUUAGCAGGGCUUGCAGAGUUAAGCUUGCAAACAGAAGAAGGAUAUGGAUUUAAACGUACUACAAAGUUGGGGGUGUCUCUUGGGCCAUCUUUAGCCAAUGUGAUUUUGACAUCACAAACGGUGACAAUAGUCCCCCGACAUGUCAUAUUCAAUGAAUCUGAGGAAAUUGUCAUUGUUCGUCAAUGCUAUUUGGAGGAUGAGAUGGAAGGUGUCAUCUCUGUUAACAGCAAACAGAGAGUGAUGUUACAGCUGCGAAAUGAAGCCAGCAAGAGGAGAGAAAUUAGCCUCUUUGAAAACUUCAUUAGAAAGCGUAGACAUACUAAUGAUGAAGCAUUGAUAUUUAUCCAGUUUCGUCUCAAUGAGGCUGGGGUUGGUUGGUCUGGGCCUGUAUGCAUAAAUUCCCUAGGACGAUUUUUCUUGAAAUUCAGAAGAUCUUUGGACAUUCCUGUAUUACAGUCAAAUCAAGUAACAGCACAAGACAACAACUUAAGGGAAUUUGCAGCUGUUAAUGUGGUAGAAGAAGGUUCUACCCUUGUUUUGCAUUUCCAUAGGCCAUUGAGCAUGAAUAUGCCAUAUCGGAUUGAGAAUCUCUUGCAUGUAGCAUCCAUCACUUACUAUCAAAAGGAAUCGUUGGAGCGAGAGAUUCUCUGUCCUGAAAGUAGUGUUGAUUAUGUUUGGGAUGACUUGACUCUUCCACAUAAGCUGGUUGUCCAAAUUAAUGAAAUGCAGUUAUUGCGGGAAAUUAACUUGGAUAAAGUGCGGAAGUGGAAACCUUUCUUUAAUUUCAGGCAACUCAAAGGGUUGGCAUCUCACUUACUUUUGGAUAAAAAGCCCAGAAACCAGAAAAGAGGUAAUCUUGGUGAAUCAAGUAGUGCAGAGACAGUUAAGGUGGGUUAUGAAGUUUAUGCAGAUGGCCCUACAAGGGUUUUGCGAAUUUCUGAAUUUCCUGAUCGUUCCAAGAGAGAGCCAAUAUUUCAGUCAUGUGCAAAGAUUGAACUAAGAAUUUCUUAUACCAAUAUCCACUUACUUGAACAUGGAAGGCAGGAUGCAGAUACGGAUAAACCUUCAGUUUAUACUCCUAUCAUUGUUGCGAGGCUUGGAAAGCUCACUCUGGAUUCUGUGUUUACUGAUCAGCAUAAAUAUAACCAGAUCAGCAUACAGUCAUUGACUGUGGAUCAGAAGUGGGUAGGAGCACCUUUUGCGGCAGUGCUUCGGAGACCUCAAAUGCACAGUGACACAAAUGAUAUACUUCAAAUUGUCUUUGUCUUGCUUUCAACCAGUUCCAAUGUUAAACAAGUUAAAUACUCAUCUGUUCUGCUGCAGCCAAUUGAUUUGAACCUUGAUGAAGAGACACUUAUGCGACUUGUUCCAUUUUGGAGGAAAUCCCUCAAUGACUCAAAUACGCAGAGUCGUCAGUUUUACUUUGAUCAUUUUGAGAUUCACCCAAUAAAGGUUAUAGCAAGCUUUCUUCCAGGGGACUCAUAUGCAAGUUAUAGUUCAGCCCAGGAGACUCUAAGGUCUCUACUGCAUAGUGUGAUAAAGAUCCCCACUGUAAAAAAUAUAGUUGUAGAGCUCAAUGGUGUCCUAGUUACUCAUGCUUUGAUUACAAUGCGUGAACUAUUCAUUAAAUGUGCACAGCAUUAUUCAUGGUAUGCCAUGAGGGCCAUCUAUAUUGCGAAAGGGAGCAAAUUUCUCCCACCAGCUUUUGCAUCAAUUUUUGAUGACUUGGCUUCUUCCUCUCUUGAUGUUUUCUUUGAUCCAUCUCAUGGGCUGACCAAUCUUCCAGGUCUUACUUUAGGGACCUUCAAACUGAUCAGUAGAUGCAUUGAUGGUAAGGGAUUUUUGGGGACAAAGCGCUACCUUGGUGAUUUGGGAAAAACUCUGAGAACAGCGGGAUCAAAUGUACUUUUUGCUGCUGUCACUGAAAUAUCCGACUCUGUUCUGAAGGGUGCUGAAACAAGUGGUUUUAAUGGAGUGGUGAAUGGUUUUCACCAAGGAAUAUUAAAACUGGCUAUGGAGCCUUCAUUAUUAGGCACUGCUUUUAUGGAAGGUGGGCCUGAUAGAAAAAUUAAGCUUGAUCGAAGUCCUGGGGUGGAUGAGCUAUAUAUUGAGGGAUACCUGCAAGCUAUGCUGGAUACAAUAUAUAAACAAGAAUAUCUGAGGGUGAGAGUCAUUGAGAAUCAGGUUAUCCUCAAAAACCUACCCCCAAACAGUUCCCUGAUUGAUGAGAUUGUGGACCGUGUGAAGGGCUUUCUUGUUAGUAAGGCAUUGGUGAAAGGAGAUUCUUCAACUACUCACUCUUUGCGCCAUCUUCGAGGAGAAAGUGAAUGGAAACUUGGGCCAACAGUGUUGACUUUAUGCGAACACCUCUUUGUGAGCUUUUCAAUUCGCAUGCUGAGAAGGCAAACUGGGGUGUGGAUAGGUAGCAUCAAGUGGAAGAAAGAAGUGAAAGGUGAUGGUGAAAACUCAAAAGCAAUUGUUGCUGCAUCUGAUGAAACCAAAGAGGAGCAGAAGGGGCAUUUGAUUGGGAAGUGGGGGUUCGGCAAGUUUGUUUUAUCAGGAAUGUUGGCAUACAUUGACGGACGACUUUGUCGUUGUAUCCCUAACCCUUUAGCAAGACGGAUUGUGAGUGGUUUUCUAUUGAGCUUUCUUGACAAAGAUGAUGCUCCGUGAACUUUGUACAUGAACUGUAUCAUAACGUACUAAUAAAGCAGAGAGCCAUCUCAUACC
Malania oleifera is the source of this 9967-nucleotide messenger RNA. RefSeq lists its product as uncharacterized. Gene Ontology annotation, biological process: protein retention in Golgi apparatus; protein targeting to vacuole. The record is from RefSeq and is a predicted model, not a curated record. Gene Ontology annotation, cellular component: extrinsic component of membrane. The transcript has 36 exons. NCBI's taxonomy places the organism in Eukaryota, Viridiplantae, Streptophyta, Magnoliopsida, Santalales, Ximeniaceae. Bases 257 to 9910 code for a protein of 3217 amino acids.